Haplochromis burtoni (Burton's mouthbrooder) is the source of this 3178-nucleotide messenger RNA. RefSeq names its product aminopeptidase Ey. Gene Ontology annotation, biological process: proteolysis; peptide catabolic process. Gene Ontology annotation, cellular component: cytoplasm. Gene Ontology annotation, molecular function: zinc ion binding; peptide binding; metalloaminopeptidase activity. The transcript is spliced from 16 exons. NCBI's taxonomy places the organism in Eukaryota, Metazoa, Chordata, Actinopteri, Cichliformes, Cichlidae. Bases 256 to 2187 code for a protein of 643 amino acids. The record is from RefSeq and is a predicted model, not a curated record.
CUAAUUUAUAAUCCAUUUAUUUCACACAUUGAGAGGACUUGAUUGUGGCAGAAGGGGAGGUCAUAGUUAAAUGCUGAUAGUCACCUCUCUUUAUCAUUCACAGGAGAUUCAGCAAACCAGACAAGCUCAGUUUAAACAGGGCUUUGCUAAUUCACAACAGAACUGCCACUGAAGACUGAGAUCAGGGUUUAUUCAACAACUGGACUUGUUCCACUCUGCCAUUUUGUUCACAUCUAUCUGUAGGACAUCUUUGCAAUGGGAAAAACCUGCAGAGUCAGUACUCUGUGUGUUUUGUGUGUAAUCUUAGCCUUGGUCUCCAUAGCAACCAUUGUCACAUUGUGGACUCUUGCCCUGACAGAUCAUGGUGAUGUUACAGCUCCUUGGGACAGCUACCGUCUCUCCAUGGAUGUGAUUCCUGAGUACUACAACAUCACCUUAUGGCCUCGUCUCAGUCCUGACCCAAACAAUGGUCUCUACAUUUUCACGGGCCAGUCCACUGUGCAGUUUGAGUGUGUGAAAGAAACAAAUUUGAUACUGAUUCAUUCCAGUCAACUGAGCUACACCAGGCAAGACAACAAACACAUGGCCAGUGUCACCACUGCAGAUGAUGCAGCUGCUCUGAUUAUAGAAUCAACAUGGCUGCAGCCAGAAACACAGUAUCUGGUUAUCAACUUAAAAAGUAAAUUACGUCAAGGACAGAAGUAUCAGCUGUACACUGAGUUCACUGGAGAACUAGCUGAUGACUUGUCAGGGUUUUACAGGAGUGAGUAUGAAGAAGAUGGAUUACAAAAGAUGGUUGCCACCUCUCAGAUGCAUCCAACUUAUGCCAGGAAGACCUUUCCUUGUUUUGAUGAGCCAGCUUUGAAAGCCAUUUUCCAUAUAACGCUCAUUCACCCGCCUGGAACAGUAGCCCUUUCAAAUGGCAUGGAAAGAGAUAUUGCUAACAUCACCAUUGAUGGAGUAAGUUGGACAAAAACCAAGUUUGAACCCACCAAGAAAAUGUCCACCUAUCUGUUGGCCAUCAUUGUCUCUGACUACACAUAUAUCAAUACCACACAAAAAGACCCUCAGAUUCGUAUCUGGGCUCGAAGGAAGGCCAUUGACCUAGGACAGGGAAACUAUGCUCUCAAUGUAACUGGACCCAUACUGGACUUCUUCCAGUCAUACUAUAACAUUGCCUACCCUCUAACUAAAUCAGACCAAAUUGCUCUACCAGACUUUUAUUAUGGUGCAAUGGAGAAUUGGGGUUUGGUGACCUACAGGGAAACCAAUCUUCUUUAUGACCCUGAAACUUCCUCCAGUAGGAAUAAAGAGAAGACUGCCACCAUUAUUGCCCAUGAAUUAGCACACAUGUGGUUUGGUAACCUGGUGACCCUGCGCUGGUGGAAUGAAGUCUGGCUCAAUGAAGGCUUUGCUUCAUAUGUGGCUUACCUAGGAGCAGACCAUGCUGAGCCCACAUGGAAUGUUAGAGACCUGAUAGUACUUGACGAAAUUCAUAAAGUUUUUGCUGUCGAUGCCUUGACUUCUUCUCAUCCUCUGUCCUCUAACGAAGACAGUAUUGUCCUACCUAACCAAAUCAGUGAACAAUUUGAUGUCAUCUCAUACAGCAAGGGUGCAGCAGUGUUGAGGAUGCUUUCAGACGUUCUCUCAGAGCCAGUCUUCAUCCAGGGACUGAGUACUUACCUCAAUUACUUUGGAUACAGUAAUACAGUAGGGAAUGACUUGUGGCAUCAUCUGCAGAUGGCUGUGAAAGAAUAUAAUGGUUCACUUCCUCAUUCAGUUGAUCGAAUUAUGAGUCCCUGGGUGCUUCAGAUGGGAUUCCCUGUGGUUACUAUAAAUACAGCCAUAGGGAAAGUAUCCCAGAAGCACUUCCUGCUGGAUGCAGAUUCUAACGUCACAGUCAAAUCACCUUACAACUAUGAGUGGCUGAUUCCUAUUCGAUGGAUAAGGGGUGGUACGGUCCAGAAAGAUAUCUGGUGGCUCAUGGAAAAGGAAGUGAUAAACUUAGAAAUGAGGAGUGAUGGUUUUUGGGUACUGGCCAACAUUAAUGUAACUGGAUAUUACCGGGUAAACUAUGACUUGGGAAACUGGGAACGCCUUUUCACCCAGCUUAAUACAAAUCACAAGGUUAUACCAGUGAUAAACAGAGCACAACUUGUGGAUGAUGCAUUCAGUCUGGCCAGGUAGGUCCAUUAAGUUGCAGUUUUUCACUAAUUUCCAGUUCUAAUAAUUCUGGUGUCUUUUAUAUAUACCCACUGAUAAAAAAGUAACUAUAUAACUUUUCCUAUUUGAGACAAUGAAGUACUGACUCAAGUGCAAGCUUUAGGUUUUUACGCAGAUCUUUUCUUUUGAUGCCACCUUUUGCUUUUCAGUAACUACAUUUUCCCCCCAGACUUAGUUAAUUGCUGUUUUUCAAUUUAAAGUUUUGGAAGCUUACAUUUCUAUUAUUUAUAAUCAGGAAAUACAGAUGAUUAGUAAUGACGAAGUAAGGGCAGCUACGAAAAGUGGAAAGGAAGCUGGUGCCAUGGUCCUGGAUCUUUGAGCCAGUUUUUUUGUUGUGGACUCCUGGGCCUUUCUUUUGGAUUUCAGAGAUGAUUUAAGUUCAUGCUCAGUAUUUUUUAUUCCGAGUUUAGUAUUUCCUUGUGCUUCUGAGUUUCUUAUGUAUAUUUUCUCAGGAUGUCUUGUUUGAUUAUGUUAGUUCCUUUAAUGUCCUAGAGUCUGUGUUCUGUCCUCAAUGUAAAACCUUACAAUUCCAAAGGAACUGCAAGUAAGCCUGCAGUCUGAGAGCAAAGUGUUCUAUAGUGGCAGCAUGGGACACUAAGGACUUUAAGAUAAAAUGGGGCCUGCUCAUUCAAGACCUUUUAUGUGAGGAGAAGGAUUUUAAAUUUGAUUUUUGGAUUUAUAAAGGAGCCAAUGAAGAAAAUCCAGUAUGGGUGAAAUAUGCUCUCCCUUUCUAGACUAUGUAAGUACUCCUGCUGCAGCAUUUUGGAUCAACUGAAGGCUUUUUGUUGAGUUCUUAGGACAGCCUGAUAAAAAUGAAUUACAAUAGCCAAGCCUAGAAGUAAUCAAUGCAUGAACUAGUUUUUCAGCAUCACUUUAAAAAACACAGGAUGUUCCUAAUUUUAGAAGUUUUGCACAAAUAGAAGAAAGCAGUCCUACAUAUUUGUUUAAUAUGUGC